CCCGUCAUUGGUGUCAGUGGGAGGAAUAGUGCCCCAUCAUUGGUGUCAGUGGGAAGAAACGUGCCCCAUCAUUGGUGUCAGUGGGAAGAAACGUGCCCCAUCAUUGGUGUCAGUGGGAAGAAACGUGCCCCAUCAUUGGUGUCAGUGGGAGCAAUAGUGCCCCAUCAUUGGUGUCAGUGGGAAGAAUCGUGCCCCAUCAUUGGUGUCAGUGGGAGGAAUAGUGCCCCAUCAUUAGUGUCAGUGGGGGGAGGAAUAGUGCCCCAUUGUUGGUGUCAGUGGGGGGAGGAAUAGUGCCCCAUCAUUGGUGUCAGUGUGGGGGGGGGGAAUAGUGCCCCGUCAUUGGUGUUAGUGGGGGAAGAGGAUAGUGUCCCAACAUUGGUGUCAGUGGGAGGAAUAGUGUCCCAUCAUUGGUGUCAGUGGGAAGAAUAGUGCCCCAUCUUUGGUGUCAGUGGGAGGAAUAGUACGUCAUUGGUGUCAGUGGGGGGGAAUAGUGCCCCGUCAUUGGUGUCAUGGGGGGGAAUAGUGCCCCAUCGUUGGUGUCAGUGGGAGGGAGGAAUAGUGCCCCAUCAUUGGUGUCAGUGGGGGUGAGGAAUAG
Staurois parvus is the source of this 595-nucleotide messenger RNA. Lineage: Eukaryota; Metazoa; Chordata; Amphibia; Anura; Ranidae. The record is from the annotation of a GenBank genome assembly.